This is a messenger RNA of Neohortaea acidophila, 2709 nucleotides long. RefSeq lists its product as uncharacterized. The record is from RefSeq and is a predicted model, not a curated record. The transcript has 2 exons. Lineage: Eukaryota; Fungi; Ascomycota; Dothideomycetes; Mycosphaerellales; Teratosphaeriaceae. Bases 1 to 2709 code for a protein of 902 amino acids.
AUGGCCACCAAACUCGCCAACCCCAGCGGCCCCAUGCUGAACCCACACACCUCCGGCCUCUACGCUGACAUGACAUUGGACGGGCCCGAGGUUGGCACACUCGUGGUCAUUGUGGAUCGAGCAAAAAACCUGCCCAACAAGAAGGCGAUGGGGAAGCAGAAUCCAUACUGCGCUGCAAGACUGGGCAAGGAGGCCAAGAAGACCGACACAGAUCUCAGAGGCGGUCAGACGCCGCGAUGGGACCAAGAACUUCGCUUCAUCGUACACGACUCCCCCGAUUACCAAAAGAUGAAGAUCUCCGUCUUCAGCGAGGACAAGAAGACCGACCUCAUCGGCGAGGCGUGGGUGGACUUGUCGGCAGUCAUUGUUCCGGGAGGCGGCAAGAACGAUCUCUGGCAGGCACUUCAAUUCAAGGGCAAAUACGCUGGCGAGAUUAGGAUCGAGCUCACCUACUACGACGAGCGACCGCGACCAACUGAGACGGCGAAUGCACAAGAGUCAGCACAAGCAUUAGGCAACGAUGCCCCGAGAGUCAAGCGAAGACCGUUGCCGAACAACCCCGCCGCACGACAUGUCACUCCCGAUACCAUUCCGGAGAAGGCGCUGCCUGGGCGAGCUAAGCACGGCCCCAGGGAAAUCAGAGCGCCUCCGAGGGCCAACUCCAUGCCGCCCGAUCUCGACUACCCACACCCCCAGCAGUGGUCCACAGCUCCUAUCGAACCUGCAUACUCCUACUCAACACCUCCAACCCAAGCUUACGCCCCGCCAGAGCAGUAUGCAGAGCCUGAAAGAUAUGCGGAUGGGCCAUACGGCCAAUAUCGACAGCCCGACUUCCUGCCUCAGCUGCCGCCUACGAGUCGACGCAGCCUACCAAUGCGUCCGCCCCCGGAUGCUAGUGCACCUGUCGCUCCACCCCAGCCUCAACAUCAAAGCCAUCUUGCCUUACAACACUCCCACUCGGCGCCAGUCGUCCCGAUGUUGCAUGAAGAACCUUCACAGUUCGAGCACGGCUAUCAGCUGCGAACGGAUUACCAGGACCCGAUCCCGGAUGUCGAUUAUCAGUACCAGCAGUUGCAAGAGCGACCUCGUACCAGUGGCCCCGCCCCUGGAUGGCACGGACAAUACCCACAGCACCUUCCAGAGCUGGCAGAUCAUUCAACAGCGAGGCCACCUCCACCACCAGCGCAUAGCAACAGCUCUCCCAUUGCGCCGCGAAGCAACUUUGUGCAUCAGUCGUCUCCAAUCGCCCCGCACGUUCACACUCCGCGACAUACUCGCAACAAUCUGAGCCUCCAAUCGUCUCCACAUCAGACUAUCGAACGGAACUACGUCACUCCUCCUCGACCCCCCAUGCAGAGCUCACCGCACGCACCUCCAUCCGCCGGAUACACUCCUUCACCCCAGCCCCGCGGUUACGACAACCCUUCCGCUGGCCAUUCUCCUGGCCAAACGCCGUCCCCUUUUGCGAGGCAGCACCAAGCAGCACGAAUACCGAUGACCCGGCACAGCAUCAGCGAUCCGUACGCUACGACCGCGCCGUCCCGCCCGCAUCCACUCUCCCAAGAACUGCCAAUCUCGCCUUAUCCGCAGCCGGGCGACCGCCAGGAAUACUUUGCGCCAUCAUCGCAAGCCAUCGAAGCCCCCUCAGGCUACCAGACAGAAUACCGAAAUCGCGAAGGACUGCCUCUGAUCAAGCCUCGGCCGGUAUCUCCAUCAGUUCCUCAACCACAAUCUCUACCAGCAUCUGCCUCGCGGUCACGAAGUGCCUACGACAUCCAGUUUCCUAUUCGCGCAUUCGAGUCGUCGAACAACAGCCCAUUGUCGACAUCGACACUCCCGCGCCUCGACCUUGCAUCGGCGCAGACGCCGAAUCGCCCUAGUGAAGUGCGAAAGUCUCUGUCGCCGGAACACCAAACUCCACAAAGCGCGGGAGCAGUGCCGUACUCGCCCGACAGCUUCAAUGUGCACAACCCCAACGCGCUAGCAUCCAGUGCGGCAAUGACGCCCAACGGUACCUCGCCACUCACCCCAUAUCAGAUUCGACCUGGUACUGAGGCCCUGCCCCGGACACCAACCGACGGACCAAUCCUCGGUUGGGACGGGAAGGAGAUCGAUCCGUCUGAUCACCUUCCUGUGGACUCGUGGGCUCCGGAGCCGGAGAAGAAGACGCCAGUCCGGACCUAUGGUGCUGGUCGUGAGCGUGAUUUCGGACCUCGCAGCAGCCCCAUCAGCAAUCCCAACAGCGGCAGCAAAAGCUUGUCCAAAGACACGGUAGUCAGUGUACGCAUGGGCACGCAGGUGUUGACUGCAGAGGAGACACCCACGACACCCCCGCAAUCGUCACCCACAUCUCUCCGCAACCGGCUUCAGAAGAAGAUCAACCCUUCGUCGAUUCUGAAGAGCAGUCCACCGGCGCAGCCGUUGCAGGAACGGCACAACUUCAACUCCGUCAGCGUGCCGAAUCCCUACGAUCAGCAACAACAGGAGUACAGCAGCAGCAGUUUCUCCGACCGGCCCGGGUCCAGUGGAGCUGGGAGACAGCAGGGGUAUUACGGCAGCUACGCGGCCAUGUCGCAGGAUGCGCUCUCGCGCGAGAUCUCCAACAUCGAUCUCGGCAGCGGCGGGAGGCAUGCGCGCAGCGGCAGUGUACCUGCCCCAACGGCUUUCGUUCCUGUGCGGAGCCACAAGGACCGCAAGACGUUUUAUUAG